AUGUCAAUAUUAGCCGGUUUUGAAACAACUUCAACAGCUCUUUCAUGGUUCAUUUUUUACAUGUCAAAAUAUCCUGAAGUUCAACAAAAAAUCAAAGAUGAACUUAAAGAACAUCAUCUAGAAAAUGAAAAUCCAUUAACACAUGAGAUACUCGAUUCAUUGGUUUAUAUCGAAUGUGUAACAAAAGAAGUUCUCCGAUAUGCACCCAUUGCUGGUGCCAUAUCUCGUGAUGCAACGCGUGAUGAUAUCAUUGAUAAUAUACCGAUUAAAAAGGGAGACACAAUUGUUAUUGCUAUACAAAAUCUUCAUCGAGAUCCACGUUAUUGGAAACUCGAUCCAUCGAAAUUUCUACCUGAACGAUUCUUAGAUGAAGAUAAGAAUCCUCCUCAAUAUGCUUAUAUGCCAUUUGGAGGUGGCCAUCGGGCCUGUGUUGGUCAAGAUUUAGCAUUCUUUGAAUUAAAAAUUGCUAUUACACGUUUGAUGCAACGUGUUACAUUCGAAGAUCCUGGUGAUGAAGCGAAUAAUUCUGGUGGAUGCGUUCAACGUAUCACAUGUUUUCCAAAACAUUUGGCUGUGCGUAUUCGAAUAGAUAACGCCAAAAAAUUGAAUUGA
Messenger RNA from Adineta ricciae, 612 nucleotides. NCBI's taxonomy places the organism in Eukaryota, Metazoa, Rotifera, Eurotatoria, Adinetida, Adinetidae. The record is from the annotation of a GenBank genome assembly.